Molecule: messenger RNA, 360 nt
Organism: Dermacentor andersoni
Lineage: Eukaryota; Metazoa; Arthropoda; Arachnida; Ixodida; Ixodidae
Source: RefSeq, a predicted model, not a curated record
AUGCAGAAUCUGUCGGCGCUGGUCGGCGCCGGAGCGGGGCCGCCCGCCAGACUGUACGUGGGUUCCAACGACGAGCGAACGACGACGACCAGACCGGUCGGUCACCUCGUGGCCGAGGCGGCGUGCCUGUCCGUGACUUCUGGUUACGACAAGAAGCAUCGCAAACGCAAGAGCAGGAGGGGUAGGGGUAAGAAGGGCGCAGUGGUCGAAGGGGACGACGAUGACGAGGAAGUAGCAGCAGAAGAAGCGGCAGAAGAAAAAGGAGCAAUGUCAGGAACAACUGGCGACGAAGGAGACGACGAGGAUGAAGAGAAAGAAAAAGAAGUGGGACGAAAGGAAGACAAGAUGGAACAAGAUUAA